AUGACUCUAAGCUACGAGAUGUCGGACGCUUGUGCGCUCUCGGAGGAGCCCGACAUCGACGUCGUGGGUGAGGGCGACGACGACGACGAUGCAGAAUUGGCGCGCGCGCAUGAAGAGCACUACCUGGCUGCAUCACCUUCUUGUGCGGAGUCUGUUGCGUCCGCCGGGAGCUCAAGCGCGCGCGACGCGUACAAACCGACCAACAAGAAUGCUUUGGUAAAGCCGCCGUACUCAUACAUCGCACUCAUUACCAUGGCCAUCCUACAGAGUCCCAAGAAACGGCUGACGCUCAGCGAGAUCUGCGACUUCAUCAGCAACCGCUUUCCGUACUACCGCGAAAAGUUCCCUGCCUGGCAGAACUCCAUCCGCCACAACCUGUCGCUUAAUGACUGUUUUGUCAAAAUUCCACGGGAGCCUGGCAACCCUGGAAAAGGGAAUUACUGGACACUGGACCCGGAGUCGGCCGAUAUGUUUGACAACGGUAGCUUCCUGCGCCGGCGCAAGCGCUUCAAACGCCAACAGGCACCAGAACUUCUGCGUGAGCACGGAACUUUCGUCCCAGCGUACGGCUAUGGAGGGUACGGGUGCGGUUACGGGCUCCAGCUGCACGCCGCAUAUCACGCGCAUUCCGCGAUCUUUGCCUUUCAGCAGCAACAGCACCAACCACCGACGCCUUCACGACACACUGGAACUCUAAUCCCUGCGCCUUCUUUAAUGCCAAACACAGCCGAACUCACACGAUCUCGCUUCUAUCCCCCAGUAAGCCCCGGGUUAUCGUCCCCGGUACAGACUGCGUCUAAAUCCCCGGUGCACCGCUCACCCUUUUCCAUAGACAGCAUCAUAGGUAGCGCGGGGAGCCCAGCGCAUGCGCUAUGUGCCUCUCGGACUCCGCCAGUGCCCCUCGGACCGAACGGAGCCGAAAAGUUUCCUACACGGAUUGUCAGUAGCACUAGUGGCUGUUAA
Molecule: messenger RNA, 963 nt
Organism: Trichomycterus rosablanca
Lineage: Eukaryota; Metazoa; Chordata; Actinopteri; Siluriformes; Trichomycteridae
Gene: foxd1
Product: forkhead box D1
Exons: 1
Coding region: 1-963 (320 amino acids)
Biological process (GO): cell differentiation; anatomical structure morphogenesis; regulation of transcription by RNA polymerase II
Molecular function (GO): DNA-binding transcription factor activity, RNA polymerase II-specific; RNA polymerase II cis-regulatory region sequence-specific DNA binding
Source: RefSeq, a predicted model, not a curated record